AUCUAACCUCGUCCGUUUGACAGUUUUGACAUUGACAGAUGUGAAAAAUUAUACAAAAAGCAGCCGAAGAAAUUUCACUUUUCUCAUGUUUUUGUAAAUUGUGAUAGCACAAGACCGACGAUUACGCUAAUUUAAGAAAUUAACACCCACCCAAACUAGUUAAAUAUGAUAAAAUUAUUCUCGUUGAAGCAACAGAAGAAAGAUGGAGAAGCCUCGCCACGACCAGGAAAUCAAAAGAAAGCCUCUGCAGCCCAGUUGAGAAUCACAAAAGAUAUAAACGAGCUCAACCUCCCGAAGACUUGCACAACCGAGUUCCCAGAUCCCGACGACCUGCUGUCAUUCAAGCUGGUGAUCUGCCCUGACGAGGGGUUCUACAAGACUGGUCGCUUCGUGUUUAGUUUCAAAGUGGGCCCCAACUACCCGCACGAGCCCCCCAAAGUGAAGUGCGAGACGCAGGUCUACCACCCGAAUAUUGACCAGCAGGGGAAUGUGUGUCUGAACAUCCUGCGGGAGGACUGGAAGCCGGUGCUUACCAUCAAUAGCAUCGUGUAUGGCUUGCAAUACUUGUUCUUGGAACCGAAUCCAGAGGACCCUCUUAACAAAGAAGCCGCUGAAGUGCUCACCACCAACAGGAGAUUGUUCGAGCAGAACGUGCAGAAGGCGAUGAGGGGAGGGAUUAUGUACAUUUUCGAAAAGUCGUAAGCCUUCAUAGAAACGUCAGAAAAUUAUCGCCAAUUGAAGAUAGUGUAUUUUACUAUAAAAAUAUAAAAUGUGAUCUUAUUAUACCCAUAUUUAUCUGUUAUUCUGUUCUGUAAUUGUUAUUAUAAAUAAAUUCUUACUUUUGUAAUAAACAUACUAAACUGAUGACGUGUUUUUGUCGGUCUGAACAGUCCAAUCAAUGUUACGUUGGUAACCAAACAAACCUGUAAAUUUUGGAUUUGUAGUUUAAACAGUUGAACCGACAAUGACAUCAAACUCAAUAUUCAAAAAGGUU
Zophobas morio is the source of this 994-nucleotide messenger RNA. RefSeq names its product NEDD8-conjugating enzyme Ubc12 (gene UbcE2M). The coding region runs from base 166 to 702 and encodes 178 amino acids. Lineage: Eukaryota; Metazoa; Arthropoda; Insecta; Coleoptera; Tenebrionidae. The record is from RefSeq and is a predicted model, not a curated record. The transcript has 4 exons.